UGAUAAUUGACUGUUUGGCUUAUGUUUUUUCUGUUUAUUAUAGAGUAAUUUCAAGUCUAUUCGUACGCCUCCUAGCAGUUCAUUAUUAUAUAAUUUGCAGAUAUUCUCUGCAGUUUGUAAGCGAGAUAAAAAUAUAUUGUAUUCCUUCUAACUGUGGAAUGGUGAGAUGGAAUGGCAGUAUGAAGAGAGUAUUGAUUCAGGCCGGGUUGAAGAAAGUUGGUAAGAAAAUGGAUUUUAGGCUAAAAAUUCAGGAUAUUGGCAACGAGACGCUUAUAGCAUCCGUGCAAACCAACGCGAAUUCAAGUUUUAACGCUUACAAAAGAAAUGAAGACAGUAUCGGUGCUCUGUACUACGUUUGCGUUGUAGUUGUAAUUUACGGAUUCGGAAUAGUUCUUAUGAUAGGAUCUGUUAUAAAUAAGGGAAAACAAGAUAAGUCUUUUCGUAAGUACUUGUCAGAUAUGGAUAAGGUUAAGAGAUUGGAAAGAAAGGAAGAAAAGAUUAAAACUCGCUUACUAAUGGAAAAGAAGAGAAUUGAAUUCCAAACAGAACAACAGUCGUCUCAAAGGACAUUUUCAUUAAAGGAAGACAGAAGCGAUCUCACUGCUAUGGAGAAAACCCCCCGGAAAGUACAAAUAAGAAUUCAACCCCCUUUUACAGUCGCUUUGGAAUGUCAUUAUAAUGGGUUACACUCGCAGGAAUAUUCAACGAGUGACGAUGUCGAAACGUGUGCUAUUCAGAUGACAGAAAAAGAUGAUGAUGUGUUUUAUAAAGACAAUUCCCCAUCGCCACUAGAUCCAGUUAAGGAAGAGCAGUAUCCGCACGAUUUCGCAUAGCUGUGCAUCUGUUACGUGUUUUGAGCUGCAUACAGUGUGAUUAACUACAUCGUAGAUACAAAAAAUACCCUUCCCAUUAUUCUAUCUGCACUUUUCCAGAUGUUAAUUCAUAUCUUCAUAUUUAUUAAAGUUUCUUUUCGUAAGAUCAAAAAGUACUGCAAAAUUUUCCUCUAUAACCCUUGUUUCCGUGCCUAGCUUUCUAUUGCUAAAUUCUAUAAUGGCAUUACCCUACACGGGAAUUCCCAAAGUAAGCAAGCUUCUUUUUAAGUCGUUCUCUUUCAUAGUGGAUUUUUGACGGGGUAUUGCACCCUAUCUCUAAGAGAAAAUACUUAAAAGAGAGCCAUCACAUGUCUGUCUAUAAAUACAAUAAGACAUUCAGGUUCUAAAUAA
Molecule: messenger RNA, 1223 nt
Organism: Dimorphilus gyrociliatus
Lineage: Eukaryota; Metazoa; Annelida; Polychaeta; Dinophilidae
Source: the annotation of a GenBank genome assembly